Messenger RNA from Glycine soja, 1579 nucleotides. RefSeq names its product GATA transcription factor 18-like. The record is from RefSeq and is a predicted model, not a curated record. Gene Ontology annotation, biological process: flower development; regulation of DNA-templated transcription. The coding region runs from base 493 to 1230 and encodes 245 amino acids. The transcript is spliced from 2 exons. Gene Ontology annotation, molecular function: DNA-binding transcription factor activity; zinc ion binding; sequence-specific DNA binding. Lineage: Eukaryota; Viridiplantae; Streptophyta; Magnoliopsida; Fabales; Fabaceae.
UAACACAUCCACUGGGUCCCUCUCUCUCUGCUCACCUCUUUAUAAUUAUUAUAACUCUCAUAUCCUUUUACUUCUCUCUCUCUCUCUCGAACUAACUAUAUAUAUCCCUCCAUUUGCAUUAACGACAACGUGGACUGCAGGUGCUGACUGGUAUUUCGACAUCUUAUUAGCUCACAAAGCUACCAGACAACACCCCCCUUCUCAUUUCUCCCCCCAACUCCGUACCAUUCAGCUCUUUCUUCCAAGCCCCCCCUCCCUCCCUCCCUCCGUUACAUUUUUUUCUAACGUUUUAUUAUUACAAUUCCUCCCCCACGGUGUACUUCCCCUGCUUUAAAUCUCCAACCCACAUCAUCUUCUUUCUCUCUCACUCUCUAACACUCCCUCUAUUAAUUCAUUCUUCCCUCACCACCCUCAAUCCUUCACACCAACAAAGCAACCGUUUUCGCUAUUGAUCAACGUCGAUAAGAUAAAAUAAAAAAAAAGAAGAAAAGGAUGCAUCGCUGUUGCAGUGGUUCCCAGGGGCACGUGAUGGGACCCUGCACAUGUGGUAUGUUUCACAGCCAAACCACCAGCUCCUUCGCCAUGUUCUUCUCCAUGCCCAACCACAAACCACCACCCUACGAUGAUUCCGACAACAUUUAUGACUAUUCUUCCUUCACUCCCUCUUCCUCUUCUUCCGUUGACUGCACCCUCUCCCUCGGUACCCCUUCCACCCGCUUCUCCGAAGACGAAGAAAAACGAAGCCGCCACGAACGCCGUUCCGUCUCUAACUUCUGCUGGGACUUACUACAAUCCAAACACAACAACCCUCAAUCCCAUUCCAAGUCCUCCCGAACCACCAACACCACCGACCCUCUCCUCGCUCGCCGCUGCGCCAAUUGUGAUACCACUUCUACUCCUCUCUGGAGAAAUGGCCCCCGUGGCCCCAAGUCACUGUGCAAUGCGUGUGGGAUUAGAUUCAAGAAGGAGGAGAGAAGAGCGAGUGCGGCCGCCGCCACGCCGGCAUCGGCGGCUUCCGGUGGCGUUAUGGAAUCGGCGCAGGUGUACAAUAACUCGUGGUACGCACACCAGCAGAGUCAGAAGAUGCAGUGCUUCUCGCCGGGGAUGGGGAACGAGUUCCGUUUCGUGGAUGACGCCGAUAGAGACGCCGCCGAUAACGGCAUUCCGUUCCUCUCGUGGAGACUCAACGUCACGGACAGAACGAGCCUGGUUCACGACUUCACGAGAUGAACGAACGUUGAAAAAAAAGCAUAAUGAUAAUAAUAAUGACACAAGAUUACAAAAGGAGCUACCUAGACGGUCAAGACCAACAAGCAAGCACACAGGCAGUUAUACGUCAACGUUUUACGAUGAUGUUUUUGAUUGCGAUGGUUAUGUUAUGAUGGUCUCGUCGAUAUUAUGUUUUUUUUUUUCACUUUUUAGCUUUUCCAUUUUGUUUGCUUCCUUCUCUUCUCUCUCCCUCUUGCAUAAGAUGGUAAGAGAAUGGGAUAAAUUCUAUAAUCUUAGCUUGCUUUUUCUUUGGACUUAUUUCUUUAACUUUCUCUUUCAGUUACAUAUAUAAACCUACUUUUUUGUUGCC